AUGGGUGUCACACGAACAAAGACCAUCAAGAACAAGCACGCCGCUGCUCCUGGUGUUGCAAAAACUUCCAAACGCUCCGCCACCGAUGGCAUUGCUAAGUCCAAGAAGUCAAAGGGCCCCACGCUGAGCAAGCAGGUCAAAGACAAGGGUCGCGAGGCGCUUCUGCAAAAGUUCAAGAACCCUAAGAAGAAGAAGUAUACGGACCAACAGCUUGGGAUUCCCGAACUCAACACUGUCACGCCCGUAGGCGUUAUCAAACCUCGUGGGAAGAAGAAAGGCAAGGUUUUUGCUGAUGAUCAGGAAAGUAUGAGUACUAUCAUGGCGCUUGUCCAAGCGGAGAAGGAUGGUCUGAUCGAGUCCAAGAUGAUCAAACAACGUCAGAUGGAAGAAAUUCGCGAAGCGCGCAAGGCCGAGGCCGAGAAGAAAGAACAAGAAAAGCAGUCGAAACUUGAGGAUACCAAAGACUCUCUCCGAAAGAGAAGAAAGCGCAAGAGCACGGGUAACGAAGAGGACAAUAUCAAGGAGUUCACUACCAGCGGUAGCAAGGGGACAAAAGCAAAGAGCAAGAAGCGAGUAUCUUUCGCCUAG
Messenger RNA from Fusarium musae, 588 nucleotides. RefSeq lists its product as uncharacterized. Gene Ontology annotation, molecular function: mRNA binding. NCBI's taxonomy places the organism in Eukaryota, Fungi, Ascomycota, Sordariomycetes, Hypocreales, Nectriaceae. Gene Ontology annotation, cellular component: preribosome, large subunit precursor; nucleolus. Gene Ontology annotation, biological process: ribosomal large subunit biogenesis; intracellular mRNA localization. The record is from RefSeq and is a predicted model, not a curated record. The transcript is spliced from 2 exons. The coding region runs from base 1 to 588 and encodes 195 amino acids.